GGACACUUUCUGCCAACUGGGAGAAAAAUAAUUAUUUGAGGAUUUCUUUGAAGAUAUUCUGACCAAAGCAGCACAACACGGAGGAUUCUGCUGGAAAGGGCACAGCAUGCACACAGACGAGCCGCUGAGAGACGUCAGUCCCCGACAGGUGAAGGUGAUUCAUUUCUCUAGUGGAGAGACUCUGACUGAGGAAGACUGUGAGGAAGAGGAGGCACAACAUCAGCUUCAUCAAGCGCCCAGUGUUUCUGACCCGGGAACCUGGACAUGGAAGGAUUAUUCUCGGUUUUGGGGAACACAGAUUUUGAGAAAGUCCUUGCUAUUUUGUGAUUUUCUUGGAGAGAAAAUGGCUGGUUUGCUGGGUCUGAACGCUGCCAAAUAUCAGUAUGCUUUUGACCAGUAUCAAAGAGAACAUAAGAAUGAAACAGAAGGAGAAGUUUUGUCCGCGAGCACCGGUGUGAAUGAUGAGGAGAUAAUUAACCUGUCAAAAAUAGCAAGCAAACAGUAUGGAGCCACAAAUGUGCAGGACCUGACACAACAAACCCUGGAAGAAACGCUACGAUAUAAAGGGGAGCAGAACGAAGGAUACAACUCUAAUGAAUAAUGGAUCUAGAAGAUCUAAAAAAAAAAAAAAGUGAAUUGUGAUUUUUCUUUAUUUCCUUGUUUAAUGUAUGGCCAUCACACU
Messenger RNA from Sinocyclocheilus anshuiensis, 682 nucleotides. RefSeq names its product protein FAM177A1. The transcript has 5 exons. NCBI's taxonomy places the organism in Eukaryota, Metazoa, Chordata, Actinopteri, Cypriniformes, Cyprinidae. The record is from RefSeq and is a predicted model, not a curated record. Bases 107 to 601 code for a protein of 164 amino acids.